Neomonachus schauinslandi (Hawaiian monk seal) is the source of this 2766-nucleotide messenger RNA. It is a transcript of the gene SLC8A2, whose product is annotated as solute carrier family 8 member A2. Gene Ontology annotation, molecular function: calcium:sodium antiporter activity. Gene Ontology annotation, biological process: calcium ion import across plasma membrane; cell communication; sodium ion transmembrane transport. Gene Ontology annotation, cellular component: sarcolemma; axon; postsynapse. The record is from RefSeq and is a predicted model, not a curated record. The transcript is spliced from 9 exons. Lineage: Eukaryota; Metazoa; Chordata; Mammalia; Carnivora; Phocidae. Bases 1 to 2766 code for a protein of 921 amino acids.
AUGGCUCCCCUGGCCUUAGUGGGGUUUGCACUCCUCCUGGGGACGCCCCCAUGCUCAGGGGCAGCUACCCCAACCCCCUCCCUGCCGCCUCCCCCCGCCAAUGACAGUGAUACCAGCUCAGGGGGCUGCCAGGGCUCAAACCGCUGCCAGCCGGGGGUCCUGCUGCCCGUUUGGGAGCCCGAUGACCCGUCGCUGGGUGACAAGGCGGCGCGAGCUGUGGUCUACUUCGUGGCCAUGGUUUACAUGUUCCUGGGCGUGUCCAUCAUUGCCGACCGCUUCAUGGCGUCCAUCGAGGUCAUCACGUCAAAGGAGAAGGAGAUCACCAUCACCAAGGCCAACGGUGAGACCAGCGUGGGCACUGUCCGCAUCUGGAACGAGACGGUGUCCAACCUCACACUCAUGGCCCUGGGCUCCUCAGCCCCUGAGAUCCUGCUGUCUGUCAUCGAGGUCUGCGGUCACAACUUCCAGGCGGGCGAGCUGGGCCCGGGCACCAUCGUGGGCAGUGCUGCCUUCAACAUGUUUGUGGUCAUUGCUGUGUGCAUCUACGUCAUCCCAGCCGGUGAGAGCCGCAAGAUCAAGCACUUGAGAGUCUUCUUUGUCACUGCGUCUUGGAGUAUCUUCGCCUACGUCUGGCUUUAUCUCAUCCUUGCCGUCUUUUCCCCGGGUGUGGUCCAGGUGUGGGAGGCGCUGCUGACCCUCGUCUUCUUCCCGGUGUGCGUGGUGUUCGCCUGGAUGGCCGACAAGCGGCUGCUCUUCUACAAGUACGUGUACAAGCGCUACCGCACCGACCCGCGCAGCGGCAUCAUCAUCGGCGCCGAGGGCGACCCCCCCAAGAGCAUCGAGCUGGACGGCACGUUCGUGGGCUCCGAGGUGCCGGGCGAGGUGGGCGGCCUGGGCCCGAGCCCCGCCGAGGCCCGCGAGCUGGACGCCAGCCGCCGCGAGGUCAUCCAGAUCCUCAAGGACCUCAAGCAGAAGCACCCGGACAAGGACCUGGAGCAGCUGGUGGGCAUCGCCAACUACUACGCGCUGCUGCACCAGCAGAAGAGCCGCGCCUUCUACCGCAUCCAGGCCACGCGGCUGAUGACGGGCGCGGGCAACGUGCUGCGGCGACACGCGGUGGACGCGUCGCGCAGGGCCUCCCCCGCCGAGGGCCCCGGCGAGGACGAGGACGACGGCGCCAGCCGCAUCUUCUUCGAGCCCAGCCUCUACCACUGCCUGGAGAACUGUGGCUCGGUGCUGCUGUCGGUCACCUGCCAGGGCGGGGAGGGCAACAGCACCUUCUACGUGGACUACCGCACCGAGGACGGCUCCGCCAAGGCCGGCUCCGACUAUGAGUACAGCGAGGGCACGCUGGUGUUCAAGCCGGGCGAGACACAGAAGGAGCUGCGCAUCGGCAUCAUAGACGACGACAUCUUUGAGGAGGAUGAACACUUCUUCGUGCGGCUGCUGAACCUGCGCGUCGGCGACGCGCAGGGCAUGUUCGAGCCCGACGGCGGCGGGCGGCCCAAGGGACGGCUGGUGGCGCCACUGCUGGCCACCGUCACCAUCCUGGACGACGACCACGCGGGCAUAUUCUCCUUCCAGGACCGCCUGCUGCACGUGAGCGAGUGCAUGGGCACAGUGGACGUGCGCGUCGUGCGCAGCUCGGGCGCGCGGGGCACCGUGCGCCUCCCGUACCGCACGGUGGACGGCACGGCGCGUGGCGGCGGCGUGCACUACGAGGACGCGUGCGGCGAGCUGGAGUUCGGCGACGACGAGACCAUGAAAACUCUUCAGGUAAAGAUAGUUGAUGACGAGGAAUAUGAGAAAAAAGAUAAUUUCUUCAUCGAGCUGGGCCAGCCGCAGUGGCUUAAGCGAGGGAUUUCAGCUCUGCUGCUCAAUCAAGGGGAUGGGGACAGGAAGCUGACAGCCGAGGAGGAGGAGGCUCGGAGGAUAGCGGAGAUGGGCAAGCCAGUUCUUGGGGAAAACUGCAGGCUGGAGGUCAUCAUUGAGGAGUCAUAUGAUUUUAAGAACACGGUGGAUAAACUCAUCAAGAAAACCAACUUGGCUUUGGUGAUUGGGACCCAUUCCUGGAGAGAACAGUUUUUAGAGGCCAUUACGGUGAGCGCAGGGGACGAGGAGGAGGAGGAGGACGGGUCCCGGGAGGAACGGCUGCCUUCCUGCUUUGACUACGUCAUGCACUUCCUGACGGUGUUCUGGAAGGUGCUAUUCGCCUGUGUGCCCCCCACUGAGUACUGCCACGGCUGGGCCUGCUUCGGCGUCUGCAUCCUGGUCAUCGGCCUGCUCACCGCGCUCAUUGGGGACCUGGCCUCCCACUUUGGCUGCACCGUUGGGCUCAAAGACUCUGUCAACGCUGUAGUCUUCGUGGCCCUGGGCACCUCCAUCCCUGACACGUUCGCCAGCAAGGUGGCGGCGCUGCAGGAUCAGUGCGCGGACGCGUCCAUCGGCAACGUGACGGGCUCCAACGCCGUGAACGUGUUCCUGGGCCUGGGCGUGGCCUGGUCGGUGGCCGCCGUGUACUGGGCGGUGCAGGGCCGCCCGUUCGAGGUGCGCACCGGCACGCUGGCCUUCUCCGUCACGCUCUUCACCGUCUUCGCCUUCGUGGGCAUCGCCGUGCUGCUCUACCGGCGCCGGCCGCACAUCGGGGGCGAGCUGGGCGGCCCGCGCGGCCCCAAGCUCGCCACCACCGCGCUCUUCCUGGGCCUCUGGUUCCUCUACAUCCUCUUCGCCAGCCUCGAGGCUUACUGCCACAUCCGGGGCUUCUAG